Drosophila persimilis is the source of this 482-nucleotide messenger RNA. RefSeq names its product V-type proton ATPase 16 kDa proteolipid subunit. The record is from RefSeq and is a predicted model, not a curated record. Bases 1 to 480 code for a protein of 159 amino acids. The transcript has a single exon. Gene Ontology annotation, cellular component: proton-transporting V-type ATPase, V0 domain. Gene Ontology annotation, biological process: proton transmembrane transport. Gene Ontology annotation, molecular function: proton-transporting ATPase activity, rotational mechanism. NCBI's taxonomy places the organism in Eukaryota, Metazoa, Arthropoda, Insecta, Diptera, Drosophilidae.
AUGUACGACGCUGGACUACAAGAGACCAGCCCGCCAUAUGCGAUCUUUCUAGGGGGUGUUGGGGCAGCGACUGCCAUUAUAUUCCCCGCCCUUGGAGCUGCUUACGGUACGGCAGUGUCCGGCAUGGGUAUUGCCCAAAUGGCUGUGUCCAAGCCAGAGAUGCUGAUGAAGUCUCUCAUACCGGUGGUUAUGGCCGGUAUUAUCGCCAUCUACGGCUUGGUCGUCUCCGUGCUGAUCGCGGGCUCCAUCAGCGAUAGCUACACCAUUCACGACGGCUUCAUCCACCUCGGCGCCGGCCUGUCCGUGGGCCUGCCCGGACUCGCUGCAGGAAUCGCCAUCGGCAUUGCUGGGGAUGCAGGCGUCAGGGGUACGGGCCAGCAGCCGCGACUCUUUGUCGGCAUGAUACUGAUCCUCAUCUUCGCCGAAGUCCUGGGUCUCUACGGGCUGAUUGUUGCCAUUUAUUUAUACACGAAGAUGUAGUC